Messenger RNA from Owenia fusiformis, 1325 nucleotides. Lineage: Eukaryota; Metazoa; Annelida; Polychaeta; Sabellida; Oweniidae. The record is from the annotation of a GenBank genome assembly.
AUACAAUUUUGAUAAAUCUGCUUGAAAAUCAUACCUGUGUAAGGAAGAAAAGGAUACGGUGAAAUUGAAAUUCCUGAUUCCUGUACAGAGUUAGAGUAGACUAGCCUAAAGGAUCUGUCAAGAUCCAGAUACAUACAUGUACAAAAUGUCUAGAAAUGAAGACACAGAUGAGGAGUAUGAGAUACUGAAUCUGUCUGAGAUUGACAGAACAUGGCUGCAGCGCACAUUCACUCAUGUCACCAAGGCAUCUGCAGCCAAACAGAUAGCAGUUGGAGGAGUAUCCGGAUGGUGUGCUGGUUAUGUGUUUGCUAAGGUAGGCAAGUUGGCAGCUACAGCACUUGGGGGAAGUUUACUAUUAUUACAGGUGGCUCACUACAAAGGUGUCAUUACAAUCAACUGGAAGAAGCUGGAGAAAGAUUAUGAUAAUGCCAAAAAACAAAUAACAAAGAAUGCAAGAAAGCUAGACAAAUUUGCUCCAGGAUACGUGGAGAAUGUAACAGAAUUUGCAAGUCAAAAUGUGCUACUUGCUGGUGGUUUCACAGGAGGCUUUCUUCUUGGACUUGCUUCAUCAUAGCACAUAUUAUAGAUGACCUUAGUACUCCAUCGGGGCAGGAGCUGAAGUAAUAUUGUGGAAGUAUUAAUUGCAAAUACUCUAAAAUCAUGUUUAAUGCAAUACAUUAUCUGUCUCAGAGUAGCAUUAUUAUUAUUGAAAGAGAGCAUGUUCGAUUCUGUAAAUAUGUUUUAUGUCUAGGUGAAAAGGCAAAUGAUGUAUGAGCACUUGGUGAAUGUGGUAGGCAUCCUUUAAACAUUGUAUAUAUCAAACAUUGUAUAAAAUAUUGGCUAAACCUUCUUAAAAUACCGGAUGAAAGAUUACCAAAAGCUUCCUAUAAAAUGCUAAAGUGGUAGGAUAAUUUUGGCAACACAUGUUAAAACCUUAUUGAGUUCUAUGGGCUUUGGAAUUGUUUACACCAACCAAAGUGUUGGAGAUGAAAACUUAUUUCUAAAAAUAUUUGUGCAAAGAAUAAAAGAUGACAAUUUACAAGCAUGGUCAGGAUCAUUAUUAGCUUCAAAUAUACAGUGAUUUCAAAAGUAUAUUAGAAGUCGAAACAUAUUUAUCAGUUGUAAAUAUUGUCAAAUAUAGAAGAGCUUUAACAAGGUUAAGAUGUUCCAAUCAUAAACUGAAAAUUGAAAUUAGUAGACAUCAGGAUAUGUCAAAAGAGGAUCGCAUAUGCCCUCUUUGAAUUUCAUUUUAUUUUAAUGUGCCCAUCAUAUAUUGAUCUAAGGGAAGAGUACAUCAAAAGGUAUUAAUAUAUUUUACCAUCACA